Ananas comosus (pineapple) is the source of this 905-nucleotide messenger RNA. Its product is annotated as mavicyanin-like. Bases 262 to 801 code for a protein of 179 amino acids. The record is from RefSeq and is a predicted model, not a curated record. Gene Ontology annotation, cellular component: plasma membrane. The transcript has 2 exons. NCBI's taxonomy places the organism in Eukaryota, Viridiplantae, Streptophyta, Magnoliopsida, Poales, Bromeliaceae. Gene Ontology annotation, molecular function: electron transfer activity.
AGGGGUUCUCUCAUCUCACGCAGUAACUGUAUUUCGAGCACCACGAUCUCCACUUUUUUAGGCCCCAACAACUGCCCAUAACGGCUAUUAUACGUACGCAUCUCUUCGCAUUGUGACUUUUUUGUGAACAGAGCCUCUCCUCAUAUUCACAACCGUUGCAGUACUCUUUCCAACACUCUUAAUUUAGAGCCAUUCACUUUCACCAUUCAUCCCAUCCUACGAACUUUCAAGCACCCACCACACACAGUCGAAGGUUUGGAAAUGGCUUCACCGUACUUCGGUCGGCGCGUCAUCAUCCUCGUCGCCAUCGUGGCAGCCUCCUUGGGCAUCCUUGCGGCCGCUGUGAACCGUUACAAAGUUGGGGACGCCGCGGGCUGGCGCCUCCCCGAUGACAACAACAUUGACAUGUACAAGAACUGGGCCAGCAAGAUCACUUUCCAUGUUGGAGAUUCCCUUUUGUUCACGUACCAGAACGACUCUGUGGUGAGGGUGGAUAAAAGAGGGUACUACCACUGCAACGAGAGCGGCCGCGGAUCCAUGUUCAAGGACGGGAACACUCUCUUCGUCCUCGAUGAGCCCGGGUUCUGCUACUUCGUCAGCGGCGACGUCGACCACUGCAGGAAAGGCCAGAGGCUGAUGGUCGAGGUCGCGGGCCAGCAGCGGCCGCCUCCGCUGGUGCCGGUUAUGGCCGGGCCAUCUCCUGCACCCCUCCCAAGUGCCGCGGCCUUGCGGGAAGCGUCGAGUUUUCGUAGUUUGGUGUUUUUAGGGGCCCUCCUCUUGAUUGAGAUUUGCUGGGAUUGAAUUUUGGCUAUUUGUGAUGCUGAGGACAUAUUUGCUUAGGUGGUUUUAUUUGCAAUGAUUAAUGUGUGUUAUUUCAAUUUGUAUUUGUGCUUCUGUUCUUCGUU